CCAACGGCACCAUACCAGCCUCUGGCUUCCAUCCAAAGAGCCCGCCAGCGAUCCCUGCUGCGAAGCCGAAGGCUACGCGUCUGUGCCCAAAUUCAUAGAAGCCAUGAGAUAAAAGCAAUCCUCUCUCUCUGUGAUGCCUCUCGCGCGACCUCUCCUUCUUCCUCUCAGAAAUUUCCGUCUCUCCCUCCGUUCCUCUGGCGAAAUCUCUAGGCCGGGAUGCAAGCAGCUAUAUGGAAGAAUUUACCAUCAUUACGGAAUCCUCUUUAUCCUUUUCCUCAGUUCGCUUCGAUCCAUUCCACCCCCAUCUCUCUCGCCAAAUGGAAGAGCAAAUGGGACGAUAAGUUUGUGCGUGCUGGCCAUGUGGGAAGACUAUAUAUCAUAUGGAAGUUGGUCAUCAUGCCUUUGCAUGCAUGUCACUUAUUUACAUGCUAAGAUUAAUAUUUUACUAUGCAAAAAUGUGUUUCAGGGUGAAAGAACAAGUCGAAAACCAUCUAAGACUUACAUAAGAUAUGCAGUUCGUCAAAAGCGUGCUGAAGCAAAAAAAGCUCUUAAAGAUUUUCUUCUAUAUGGCAAAUCUUCAAAAUUUCAUGUUCAGGAUGAAGACUUAUAUUGGUGUGCUGAUGGUAUCAGCAGCAGAAAUGCCAACGUAGAAAAUGGUUCAUUUGGAUUUGAUAGUAUUCCACGGUCCAGAAAAUCUGGAAAAUCGAAGCCUUAUAGUUCGUCAUACUCUGGAAAAGCAAAACAUGGUGGGAGUAAGCGUUGGCAGAAUGGUCAAACCUAUUAUGAUGAAGAUGAUUGUGGACAUCCUGAGACAAUCUUUGAAGCUGUAUUUGGUGGACACAAAGGUUUUACUUGGUCUUAUGCAUCACGGGAGAACUUUCAUUUCAAUCACUCAACAUCAGGAUCUGAAUGGAGCAAUAGAACAAGAUGGGAAAAAGCUUGGAAAAGAGUGUGGAAUGACAGUGAUGUUUAUGACGAUUCAACUAAUGUAGGUUCACACUCCGACAGAGUUACUCUUGGCUUACCACCUACAGGGCCCUUAAAAUUAGAGGAUGUCAAAAGCGCUUAUCAUGCAUCUGCUUUGAAGUGGCACCCUGACAAGCAUCAAGGCCCUUCACAGGCCAUGGCAGCUGAAAAAUUCAAGCACUGUGUUAAUGCAUACAACUCCCUGUCCAAUGCCCUGAAGGCAGCGUAAGUUGCAGGACAUACUCUAUCUAGAAUACAUCACAUUGGAAUUAAUACAUCAAGUAUACAGUUUCAGUUGUCAUGUAAUAUCAUAAUUAUUCCAUUCUUUUAUUGGCCAUGUAUUAAUAUUAGGCUCUUAUGUGGAGCUUACAUUCUCUCUUCUUUUAUUAAUUUUAUUAACUAUUUAAUAA
Molecule: messenger RNA, 1376 nt
Organism: Elaeis guineensis (African oil palm)
Lineage: Eukaryota; Viridiplantae; Streptophyta; Magnoliopsida; Arecales; Arecaceae
Source: RefSeq, a predicted model, not a curated record